This is a messenger RNA of Strigops habroptila (Kakapo), 3764 nucleotides long. RefSeq names its product L-2-hydroxyglutarate dehydrogenase (gene L2HGDH). The record is from RefSeq and is a predicted model, not a curated record. Gene Ontology annotation, molecular function: (S)-2-hydroxy-acid oxidase activity; (S)-2-hydroxyglutarate dehydrogenase activity. Lineage: Eukaryota; Metazoa; Chordata; Aves; Psittaciformes; Psittacidae. Bases 230 to 1564 code for a protein of 444 amino acids. The transcript has 10 exons.
GAGGACAGCCCCGGGGACCGCGCUUGAGGGGAGGCUCCAGCACCGCCUCAGGGCUCGCCCCGCCCCGCUACCGUCCUCCCGGGAUCCCCUCCCGCCGGGCUGCCCCCAGGGGACAAGCCGGCAAACCGUACGCGGAGCCCGGCCUGACCUGCCACCAGAGGCCCCUCACCGCCGCCGCGGAGCGGGCGCGGAGGAGGAGCCCGGCCCGCUGUGUAUCACCGCCCCCAAGAUGGCGGCGGCGGCGCUGCUGCGGCAGCGGGCGGGCAGCGGCGGGGCUGAGGCGCUGUGGCGAGCCCAGCGCCGCCAGCGCAGCACUUUCGACGUGGUGGUGGUGGGCGCGGGAAUCGUGGGGCUGGCCUCUGCCCGGGAGCUCGUCAGGCGGCAUCCCUCACUCGCCUUCGCCGUGCUGGAGAAGGAGCAGGAGCUGGCUCAUCACCAGAGUGGACAUAACAGUGGUGUGAUUCACAGUGGAAUCUACUACACCCCUGGAUCUCUGAAAGCUAAGCUGUGUGUAGAGGGAGCAGCCCUCUGCUACAAGUACUGUGACCAGAAGGGGAUACCAUAUAAACAAUGUGGGAAGCUAAUUGUAGCUGUUGAACAAGAUGAAAUUCCAAGACUCAAAGCUCUGUACGAAAGAGGGCUGCAGAACAACGUCCCAGGUCUGAAACUGAUUGGAACAAAAGAAAUACAAGCAAAAGAACCCUUCUGCAGGGGUCUGAUGGCCCUUGAUUCUCCAUAUACUGGCAUUGUGAAUUAUAAACAAGUGGCCCAGUCCUAUGCAGAAGAUUUCCGGGAAGCAGGUGGGACGAUCUUGACUGAUUUUGAAGUUACAAACAUGGAGAUGGCUAAACAAAGUUCUUCAGAAAGUGAAGAUGGACUGAAAUACCCAGUUAUUGUCAGGAACUCAAAGGGUGAGGAAAUAUACUGCCGGCACAUUGUGACCUGUGCAGGGCUUUUCUCAGACCGCCUGUCUGAGAUCAGUGGCUGCAGCCCUGAACCUCGUAUUGUACCCUUCCGUGGAGAUUAUUUGGUGCUAAAACCAGAAAAGUCUUACAUGGUUAAAGGAAAUAUCUAUCCAGUUCCCAAUCCUCGGUUCCCUUUUCUGGGAUUUCACUUCACACCGAGAAUGGAUGGCAGUGUGUGGCUUGGUCCUAAUGCAGUAUUAGCCUUCAAACGAGAGGGCUACAAACUGUUUGAUUUCAACACUGGAGACUUUUUAGAUGCUGUAUCGUACAGUGGGUUGUGGAAGCUCGUGCUGAGAAACACGUCUUACGGACUGAGCGAAAUAUACAGAGUGUGUUUCCUGAGCGCACAGGUGAAGCAGCUGCAGAAGUUCAUCCCUGAGGUCACUGUCAAUGAUGUACUCAGGGGUCCAUCCGGAGUGAGAGCUCAAGCACUGGACAGUGAUGGAAAUUUGGUAGAUGACUUUGUAUUCGAUGGAGGCAGUGGAGAUAUUGGAAGCAGAAUUCUUCAUGUCAGAAAUGCCCCUUCUCCUGCUGCUACCUCCUCCCUUGCCAUUGCAAAAAUGAUUGCAGAUGAAGCGAAGCAAAGAUUUGAAUUGUGAAUGAUUGACAAGUGUAGUGGGGUUCUACCCCUCUUGUAUGUGUAGCAUCUUGUCUGCACUGAAUGAACUCCACAGCCUUUAAUGGCAAAGAUAAAACAGGCAAAGUGUCAACUUGCAAGACCAGCACUGGUAUAGCAAACCCAGUAUUUGAAAUGUUUGCCUCUGCCAGCCCAUAACUUCUCAGCUUCAUGAAUAUAGGAGUUGCAGUGCCUGGUCAGGCCUGGUGUGGUACAGCUGUCUGCAAGAAAGAAACAGACAUCCCUGCUGGCAGUAAAGGUUGGUCCACCUGAACAGGAAGAGCCUGUGGAGGGGCUGGUGCCACACGCAAUGUGAGGGUCUCUCCAACCAUGGUGGGUCUUUAGGUGAAGCAGGAAGAGCCUCUGUGGUGGGGUUGCCCACACGGACUUCCCAUGCUUCAGGUCUGAACACUGCUUUCUUGUUGCACUCUGGAGAGGUGGUUGGUCCUCUGAAAAACCACAGGCAUGGAGCGGUUCUCUGUGUGCUUUGACUCCAUUUAAAUUGGAGUCUAUAGUCCCCUAGCUUACAUUAAAUUAAUGGAGAUAGGAGGAUAAGCCCUGCUUAAGGGUUCUGCUGAUAUAGUAUUAAGGGCUUUAUCAGAGACUGAAAACAAUAUUUACAGCCUUCUACAUGAACAUAGAGUAUUUCACAGUAAAAUAAACCUAACAAGGGAUUACCAAAUCCAAGUCAAUUUAGAUACACAAUUCAGAUAUGCUGUCUAUCUGAUCACUGUCUGUAUUUUUUAUAAAGCUGAAAUUAAAAUGUAUACAUAAACAGUUUUUAUUUAACUUAAAUCUGAGAAGUCAGCACUAAUCAGAAACUGCUUCAGUGGGUUUGGGUUUGGGUUUUUUUCCAUUUGAAUACGGGUAAUGCAAAAGGAGCUUAUCUUUGUGCAGCAUGUUGAGCAAUCUGGUGGAAAUGGUCUUUGUAAAAGCAAAUGCGAAGGGAGGGAAGCUACAGAAACCUGUCUUAAUUGAGUCAUGUUGCAUACUGCUUCCCUUGGAGCCCAAACAGCAAUGAGUCAGGAAGACUCCCCAUUUUCCACAUGCCUGGCAAGAGGGAAGUGUAGAAGAUGCCAGUUACUCUUCUGGGCUCUUACUGAUACUUGCAGUUUUAUCAAAGGCUCACCUGGAAGAGAGUCAGUGUGGAGACCGUGCUUUAAACUAGGGAGAGGUGUUCAACAAGUUUGGUAUGAAGCUGAGUAUCUUGGGAUGUUCUGCAUAAUUGCUACAAAAAAGAAUUAUGUGGCCCCAGGGACAAAGUACUUGAGAAUACUUUUAAAGCAGAUGUUCACAGGAUGUUGGGUAAUACAGAUAAUUAUGGGUAGUUUGCUACCAGGCAAUUUGCCAUACUGGGUUUAUUUUAAAGUUAUUUUCUGUACUGCUCUGACAGGCACGAGGGAGUGUGUUAGCACAGGAGCUCAGGUGUGCUAGCUGAUGUUUUACUGUACAGAGCUGAGCCGCUUUUGCGAGAGAAAGGGCUUAACAUAUCUUCACUUAACUUUAUUUUUUCCUGGUGACAUCUACUUUACCAAAAAAGUGACUCGUGUAUAAGGACAACCUGGAAAUUCAAGUAAUAAGCCCUUCAAAGAAAAGCUUUGGACGUUAUUCUUGGCCACACCACUAGACAGAGAUUCAGAUAUUCCAAAUGCUGAAAUGCCAUACGGCUGUGUAAAAGUUCUGUCUUCACAAUGGAACAAUCAUAUCUUCACUCCCCACCAGAAGUGUUGCCUAUCAACAGUAAAUACUACAAAAGGAUUGCAAAAGCAACUUCCUCCCACACGAGGUGUGGCCCUAACAUGUAUUAACAGAAUAAAGAACGUUAAAAUGUAAAGCAGUCAUAUACCGUGGUGAAUCGUAAGUCAGCACAUUUAACUGGGCUUUUUUGCUCUCAGGAGAUGAUUAUUUUGGGGCAGAGUUUAACUGAAGCUUUUAAAUUAUGGAUCUUUAUGUAGUGUCCUGUGAAAUGUUUAUAUUUUUAGAGAUAAAGUUAUAAACCUUUUUUAAAGGAAUAACUUCAGAGAAUUAUGAUAACGGGGUUUCAAAUAUAAAUCUUGUUGCCCACAAAGUGUGAAAAUGUAUGAAUGUCUUUUCCAAAGAGGUCUAAUUCACUUGGGUGGCCUCAUAACUGCACCUUUCUCUAUUAUGAUUAUAAUAGUGGUUUGGGUUUGGUUUUUUUUUAA